AUGUCCUCGAACCCAGACAAGGAGGUUGUGCUCGUAACAGGGGCAACCAACGGUAUCGGUCUAGACACCGUCAUUUAUAUCGCAUCUGCAUCUCCAAAGUACCAUGUCAUAAUCGGCGCGCGCAACAUGUCGAAAGGCGAAACAGUCUUGAAAGAUGUGCAAGCCAAGGCAGGCAUCCAAGGCACACUCUCCCUAGUGCAACUCGAUGCCAAUGACGACGAUUCUAUCAAAGCUGCGGUCAAGAAGAUUGAGGAGGACUUCAGCAAGCUCGAUGUGCUUAUUAACAACGCUGGUAUAUGUCCCGAAAGAGACGGCACAUGGCCGGACCGGGAGCUGAUGCGCACCACGUUCGAAACCAACGUCUUUGGCCCUACCAUCCUCACAGAAGCCCUCAUUCCCGCAAUGAAGCGCUCAUCCAAUCCGCGCAUCAUCAACGUGUCCUCUACUAUGGGUAGCAUCACUUUGAUCUCCGAUCACAACUCUCCCUACGCCCAGGUUAAAUACCCCGGAUAUCGCAUGACUAAAGCUGCGCUCAACAUGUUGACGGCAUACCAGUACGUCCAGCUCAAGCCGGAUGGCUUCAAGGUCUGGACGUACUGCCCAGGCUAUGUGGUGACGGACAUAGGAGACGACAAAGAGCAAAGAAAGGAACAAGGCCUUGAGAGUUCAGAGACGAGUGCGCUAGGACUGUUACAAAUUGUGCAAGGCGAGAGAGAUGCUGAUGUAGGAGGAUUUGUCGGCAGAUAUGGACAGAAGUAUGGUUGGUAG
Alternaria arbusti is the source of this 768-nucleotide messenger RNA. RefSeq lists its product as uncharacterized. NCBI's taxonomy places the organism in Eukaryota, Fungi, Ascomycota, Dothideomycetes, Pleosporales, Pleosporaceae. The coding region runs from base 1 to 768 and encodes 255 amino acids. The record is from RefSeq and is a predicted model, not a curated record. The transcript has 2 exons.